This is a messenger RNA of Puntigrus tetrazona (Sumatra barb), 1854 nucleotides long. RefSeq lists its product as uncharacterized. The coding region runs from base 378 to 998 and encodes 206 amino acids. Gene Ontology annotation, molecular function: tumor necrosis factor receptor binding. The transcript is spliced from 4 exons. The record is from RefSeq and is a predicted model, not a curated record. Gene Ontology annotation, cellular component: membrane. Lineage: Eukaryota; Metazoa; Chordata; Actinopteri; Cypriniformes; Cyprinidae. Gene Ontology annotation, biological process: immune response.
CAUUAUGAUUAAAGAUCUAAACCUUUGUGUUUUUAAACGCUGUUCACCGUCGCCUCGUUUUCGUAGCAGUAGGUUUUAUUGACUAAUCUGAUAAAAGAUCGAAACGCUGCUAAUAACUCGAAUGAAACAAGAUGCUGGCUUAGAUUACGAGAUAUCAGUGAAAUGUAUGAAAGCAUGCUUUAUAAAGUGAAAGCUACGAGUUCUCUGUUACCAUGAUCGCAUCCACCCUCAUCUCACCCAAAGGUGAUGCGGAGUUAAUAGCGCACCGUUGAGCGCGUGGGAGAGACUCGUAUCUCAUUACAUUCGAGAACUUCAUCCGGUACAAGAGGCAUUUCUUGCGCGAGACUCAAGUUAUUUGAACUUCUUGAGGAGCAGGCAUGGAUACAGCGCGGGCAGCCAGGGCGCAUAUUAUCUGGACAUCGAUAGCUUUGGUCUUUAUUUUAAUCGCGUCGUGCUUGACUUAUGUCUUCAUGUCCAAGGUGCACGGAUGCCAAGCAAUUAGCACCGUGAAUGUCUCUGCAAUAGAAAGCAUGUUCUCCAGAAAGAGUUUCUCUCGGGAACAAUGGCUUUUAACAGCUCGGGACUACAAUACAAAUAAUUACUUGAUAUGGGAGGAUGAGUGGCGCGGAUACACGGACUUGCAUGAGAGCAUUCUGGACCAGAGCAACGUGUCGAUGGUCAUUCAAGAGAAAGGCGUCUACCUGGUCUACAUACAAAUUAACUUCCAACUCCACCCGCAGAAGGACAAAACGUCUACCGAACUCAAAAUUUUAGUGGAUUUCGGUUUUGAUGGAAAGAAGGAGCUGUAUUCAGCCGCGCAUGACACUCAGAAUGUGAGUGUCCCGUAUCAUGAAGCAAAGCUCAACACUUUCCUUCUGAUGAAAAUGCAGCCAACAAGCCAGUUAUCAGUGAAAGUGUUUCCGAGCGAAUGUGUGAACUACACGCCGCGACCCUUUUCCAGUUUUAUCACUAUCGUAAAAUGGGCAGACAACUGGUAGGCUGUGGCAUAUAUUGCAGACGCCAUUGGCUUUCCAGGUGAAAACUAUAUCCAUGUCCAGUUUUUUCGAGUGGCUCUUCUUAUAUUCUUGCUUUUAAGUGUGACAUUUCGGAAGAAUGCGGUCUCGAGAUCAGCUGCUAGAACACCUGAGAUUUUCCAGCUGUUGUACUAGGAAAUGCUCGCUGACAUUAACAAGGAUUGCGUGGGGGGUUGUGAUACUUUCUUGGUGUUUUUUCUUCUUCCUUUCGAAAUAUGAAGAUCACAUCUCAUGAUCUUCUCAGAAGCAUGACACAUUUUCCUCUCAACAGAUAUACGAGUUAGGUUUGUUUUGUUUCAGUUUUUAUGACUCAAGAUGAAAAAAAAAGGGCACGAUAUACUGUUAAUGAGCACUGGCUUUGAAGAUUCUCGUGUAUUACGUACAUAAAAGAUGUCAUAGGUGCCUGCAAACAAACACCGUUUUACAAAACAGUUGUAAGCUAAUUCUGAGCAAGUGGGUAUUUUUUAUUAGUAAAAUGCAUCUUCCUGUAUAUACAAUCAUACAGUUUUUUAAUCAUCGACAGCUGAAUGUAAAAACCUCAUAACACCCUGUCUUUAUCCAGUGUCAGUGUUUGAUAUAAAUGCUCUUUGUAUCAAAAGCUAUUGAGCAAUAUUUUAUUAUGUAAAUAAGCCAAGAAACCAGCAAAUAUAUAUAUAUAUAUAUUUUAAAGUUAAUGAAACGUGGUGCCAGUUUUUAGCUAUAAGCAGAUUCAUCCAGCCACAGAAGCAUUUAUUUAUUGAUGCAUGGAUGUCAUGGAAACGUUUUCUUAUGAGGGUGACUAGGGGUGAAUUUUUUUUUUUUUUUUUUUUUUUUUUUUUUU